GCUGCAUAAAAGCAUCGAGUCUCGCUGCGAGGCUAAUCCUCCAUCGGUCUCUGACUAUUGCAACCUGAGCCUCCAGAAACAUCGAUGUCAUCCCCGUAUACUCAGCCACGCACUCGGGUUUUCGUCGCUUGUGUCAGCUGCCGCAAGUUGAAAGUCAAGUGCAUGAACAACAACGAAGAUGAUACCCCAUGCGCUCGAUGCGUCCAACGGAAUAUCCAAUGCGUCUACGCUCCAGUCAAUUCCAGAUCAACGGAGAGUGACGAUAGGGCACCUGAUCCGCAUUCGGGAACGGUUUAGAUGACUGAGAUCAGCGGGAUCGACUUUCAGACUUGAAAUCAGGCACUUAGAUGGGGUUAGAUAUCGAACGGCCAUGGACGCUGUAACAACAGUCAUUCAUGCUUGAUCCGUUGAUUGUCGAUGAAUGAGGAAGAAACGAAUAUCACUGGCUGCAUAUCCAAGAAAGAGUGGGAUAAUACUCGGCAUUUCAAUGAGAGCUUGCUAUAUCUCUUAGCCAAGACUUGUUUGUGGAGUCUGUCCACGAGACCCCAUAUACACUCCAGUCCCAAUUCCGGACAGAUGAAAUACAUCAGGAUCUUGUUUUCGUAUGCUGCGGCCAGCGAGAUCCGCGAGCAAGAAAAUUUUAGAUUCUAGGCAGCAAGCCCUGCCAGCAUGCUGAGUAAAAUGCGCGAGGUAGAAGUAAGAUGACGGAGAAGUCGAAAAAGGACGAGGCAGUUGUUGCGCUCGCACGGUCCGAAGUAUGAUAGCCGAUGCGGAUGUCUGAUCGAUCAGUCUUGGGGAAAUGACGUCAACGACUGCUUCGACUGCUUUUCCUCGCCUAAAAUUCAAGCAAUUCAAUCCUGUCUAGACCACCAGAGCUACCAGUGUGUUAAUAAAAUAUGAGGAUUGUGCGCCUUGAACCGGUCAUGAUGUCACUCGAGGCGACUGACCCGUCAUGGAUCUGGUUGAUGUGAUUAAGACUCUUUUUUCUUCUCAUCGACCAGGCUCUCUCUCUCCACCGCUACCCAGGGGCAUCUUGCCCACACAAUGCCCUCACCUACGCGGCCCGUGCGAGACGAGCAACGCAAUCGAACUACUCGUGGUACUGAUUUCGCUCCAUGGCGCGGUACGGACCCCAGGACAGCACCAAGUUUAUCCACACUGACGCUGGAUGUCCAGCAGGGAGUAUCACUAACCCGAAAUCCCGGUGCUUUUGGGCCAUUGAACCACGUCCCCAGUCGCCUGUCCCCCGGUUCCACUCCAUUUACGUCCCACACGUCACUGCGAUCGUCAUUUGGCUCCCCCCACUUAGCGCCUUCGCAGUCCGGCGCUUUCCAUGAAUCAUUGAACCCCUACGCUGCUCCUUACCUGUCAUCCACCACACCAGCACCGUCUCUCCCGGCGUCGAACUCGGCCCUCUCUGGGUCUUUCGACCACCUGCAUCCUCGAUACCACAUGUAUUCUUCCGGCCGAAUGCCUCUCUCCCCUCCAUCCUUCCCAAGCCAAGAGCAAGACGGCGGGACAUGGAUGUACUUUCCCCCUCCAAGACCGCUGAUACCCGCCCAUCCGGUGCCUCCAAGUCCCCCUCAGCGCACGCCCUCGUUGUCCCACCAGCGACGGCCAUAUCACCCAGCCGCGCCGCCGCAUCGAUCGGAGUGGGCUAUGUGGGUCGGAAACAUCCCACGGGACACGGACCAUGACGAGCUCUGGCGUUUCUUCACACAGCCCCCAUCGGGAGGGGACCCUGCGGGCGUCAGCGCCAGCUCAAGACGUAAUGGGGUGCAUUCCAUCUUCCUCAUUGCCCGUUCGGGAUGUGCGUUCGUGAACUACGACUCACAGAGCCAGCUGUCGGCUGCUAUUUCCCGGUUCGAUGGCAUGGCACUGCGCGCCACCGCCUCGGUCGGCACGAGCAAGGCUGGCUCGCCACUCGUUUGUCGGAUGAGGAAGCAUGAGGAUGACUUGAAUGCUGGAGUUGGAGGCCAGCGCGGGAUGGGGCUGCACAAAAAGUGGGUCAAGGACAAGGGGAAGGGCAAUGGGAAGAACAAAGGCAAGCCGAGUGUCGUGGUCAUGAGGGACAAUUUGCCGAUCGUCGGAGCAAGCGUGCAAAGCUCCGGACAUGCACAGACGGAAAGUGGAGGAAGUUCGGGAUCGGGAUCAAAUGUGUCCACCAACUCAAGUUUCCUCCGCGAGCAUUUUCCCCGACGUUUUUUCAUUCUCAAAUCUCAUACGCAGGCACACCUGGACCUGAGCGUUGAAACCGGUGUCUGGGCAACUCAGAGUCACAAUGAAAGUGUUUUGGACAGGGCGUAUCGGACCUCGGAGGAUGUCUUUCUGUUCUUCAGCGUGAACAGAAGCGGUGAAUUUUACGGAUAUGGACGCAUGACAGGUCCCGUCGAAUUACGACGCAGCAAACCUGUUAAUGAUCCGCCACAUCUAUCGAUCUUCGCUGGUGGCUCGCCGCUGUUCGAUGAAGAUCUUCCUCCGCCGGAAGCUCUACUUCCUCCAUCACUGCUGGAUGACGCCGAAGGCAGCGAACACGAGCUCAAUCAUGAGUUCACGCUUCACUGGAUUUCCGUUGACCGCCUUCCGUUCAGCCGCACUCGUCACAUCCACAACUCGUGGAAUCACGAUAGGGAAGUGAAGGUCUCCCGUGAUGGGACGGAGCUGGAACCAGAUGCUGGAACGGGGCUUUUGGAUGCAUGGAGAGCUCAGCGCGCUGAGCUCCCUCAGCAAGCCACCGCAAACUCCAUGCGCCAGGAUCCAAUCGACGGCGAUGAGAGUCUCCUCCGGACUUCUGACCUGCUGGAAUAUCGAUAUCUGAAUGCUAGCCAAACUCAUCACCUCGAAACUUUGGCACUGCAGCCUGUGGCGACUCCGAAUCUUGUUCUCGCGAUGCUCGGUAUCCACUUCUUGGCCCCACUUCCACUUGCGAUGAUGAACACCUCCCAGGAAGCAGCUCCACCCCAGCACUUUCUGGCACGAGCAUUAAUUCCAGCACACAUGAAUCGGCACGACGAACGGGCAGAUGACCUGCAGCCAAUAGGAGGCGACGAAAUUGUGCGGCACUUCAGUCUUCUCUCAUUCUUGAAUCCAAGCUCAUCAGAACACGUAGCCUCGUUUCCCGGUCGAACCGAAACAGACGCUCAAGCCUCGAGUUCAGACCCAACGACGCAGCUCACGUUCCCAUCUUUGAAUGAUCCACCACCUCCAGAGUCUCAGGCUUCUCCCUACUUCCACCAGCAGCCUCCAUCCUUGGUUUUCCAGCAUGUGCAUGGCCCGCAGUACUCGCCGGGGACAUCACCGCCGUUCCAGUACCAAUCAUACGCGCCCGCUUUCAUUCACAUUCCGAGCCAGAGCGGGUUUCAAGCGCACCAGCCGCCCCUUUCGUCCCCCGGAUAUUUCUCGUCGCGUCCGACUUUCCAGCGGUCCUUCUCCGACGUCCCACCCUCGUCGUCAUUCCGGGCCGGUCCUUCGUCGUCUAGCAUCCCGCUUUCGACACCACCCACCCCAAUGCUGGAGCAGCCGUUAUCGGCGGAAUCGCGGUCGGAUUGGGCCAUGUGGGUUGGGAAUGUGCCCAAGGACGCAACGCAGGAGGAGCUCUUUCGGUUCUUCUCGCAGUCACCCACGUCUGGUCCGUCCACUGUCCCGAACAACGGUGUGCUCUCGAUCUUCUUAAUCCUCCGCUCCCACUGCGCGUUCGUGAACUACGUCUCGGAAGAAGAUAUGAUGGCUGCGAUCAAGCGCUUUAAUGGGCUGUCCCUGAGGCAGGAGGGUCGCUCUGCCGCGUUGUUGUGUCGGAAGAGAGAUGGACGGAAUGAUUUCAGCGAGAGCGGCACUGGCCAGCAGAAGAUGAAACUGCACCGUCGUUGGGUCAAACAGCGUACCCAGAGCCACAGCAGCGAGGACGAGUCCGAUGCUUCAACAACAUCAAGCUUCCUCCAGCUGCACUUUCCUCGACGGUUCUUCAUUCUGAAGUCGUUGACGCAGGACGACUUGGAUCUCAGCGUCAGGCACGGUCUAUGGGCAACCCAAAAGCACAACCAGUCAAUCCUAGAGCAAGCCUUCCGAACGUCUGAGCACGUCUUUCUUAUCUUUAGCGUCAAUAAGAGCGGAGAGUUCUUCGGAUACGCCAGAAUGGCAAGCUUACCGGCGCCGGGCAGCGUUCAAGUCGACUGGACGCACAGGCAGACGUCCCCGACAUCCCCAGGUGCUCGAGAAGGAGGAAACGAGUGGGGUCACGAAUUCCAUAUCCACUGGAUACGAACCAAGCGGCUGCCCUUUGCGCAAACUCGCAAUUUUCGAAACCCGUGGAACCAGGGAAGAGAGAUUAAAGUCUCCAGAGAUGGCACGGAAUUGGAGCCUUCCGUGGGAGAAGCGGUAUUGGCUGCCUGGGACAAGCCAGCACUCUCGAACAACUAGUUCAACGAGAUGGUUGCUGUCAAGCAGUCAGGUUAUCUAGGAUCGUUCUAGCACCCGUAGCAUGAUCAAGAUUUGCCUUAUCACCCUUGUGCGCCUGAGUUGUUUUGAAGGGUUAGCGGAAGGCUUGCACGUGCAGGCGGAAUAUUCGCACGUGUAUCUCACGUGCACAGGCCUUUUCAGCCUGAGAGCAGAAGCUGCUGGGAUCACGAGCCCUCACGUCUCUACUUGUAAUCAUGGCGAUAGACGGUUAUGCUCUACCGCCCGAGAUAUGGCUCCACAUUUGGUCCUAUUCACCUCGGCACCAUCUGCUGCGACUGGUCCUCGUUUGCCAAUUGUUCCGGAGCCUUCUCCGGCCCACUGUAUUCCGGCAGAUUGAGCAACGAGCUGCGGGACUUGAAUCGAGCAUAGACUGGAUUGCGCAUACGCAGAAAUUUUGCCGCUCGGCGUCUCGAUAUCGGUGGAUAUCACAGGGUGCGCUAUGUAGGGAGGUGGUGACAAUGACCUUCUCGGGAACCCAUCGCCUGGAGACUCUGCCGCGUCGGUUUCCGAAUGUCAAGCACAUUCACCUUGUGCAUGACAGCUAUCUCCGUGCUUGGAAUGCGUUCAAGGAGGCCCUCCCCACUUUCAUAAACCUACACAUCGUCUCCCUCACCGCUGUACCUGUCGACACCUCAAUUCGCACAGCUCUAUCAUCGAUUCCCAGGCUCAAGACUUUGGAACUGGGGGAUUGCAGCAUCACGGCGCAUGACGGACCCCUUCUUCCCCUUACGGAACUGGUCAUCAGAGGCAGGAUCCUCGAUCCACGGGCCGUUGCAUCUCCUCUCCUUCUCGCUCGCGCAGAGACGAUCGCUGAAUUGAAACUGGCCCGGCGGUACGACGAGUAUGCACUGUUGCGAGGAUUCAUAAAAAUGCAGACAACGUGUGGCUCUCUCACUGUUCUUUCCCUCCCGUUCUUCGACGGCGAUGCACAAACGUUCUUUGACUUUCUCCGGCUGUGCGCCAAUGUCACAACGCUGAACAUGGACAUGGCACCCGAGCGCGAUUUUGACGAAUCGUUUCCUGGCGAUGCAACGAUUCUUCCCGUUCUUUCAUCGAUCUCAGCACCUCAUCGUUGGGUGCGAUUCUUUGCGCCGGGUCGUCCUAUUACCUCAUUGGAUCUUUCUGGCGUUAGCUGGAGAGUGAGCCUGGAUCCAUGGGACGAAGUCCAGCGCACACUGGGCAUCCUUCUUGCUUCUGGAGCUGAGCUACGGAAUCUAUCUCUUUUUGUCUUUACGCAAACUGUUCCAGAGGUGACAACAUAUCUGACUUCAUGUUGGCCGCACAGUCUGGUAGAUCUUCGUCUGACAGUCUGGGAUCUCUGUGGGUUUUACAGCUCUCGGCGUCAGCGUGUACGACGAGCUUCUGAAGCUAUGCCGAAGCCGGACUUGGACCAUUUCGAUAGCCGACUUGUGGAUCUGGACGGAGAUUAUCCACGCCCCGAUUCUCCACCACUUUCGCGCCCUUCCUCGCCAUCCGAGGGCAGCAUCAUCGUCGAGGGACCAGCGGCUUUCCAGCCGAGCGACUUUUCGAGAGAGGAUGGAGACCGACGCCCCUUGUCUUUCGCGGAAUUGUUGAAUCUGAUUUGCGCCGCCAAAGUCCAUUUCCCGCUAUCUCUUCGCAGGUUCAGUUUGACCUCGGAACAUCUUUCCAACCGCCAGGAUGAACUGCCCCCCUAUGCUCUGUAUUCACGAGCAUUAGAAUGUGAUGCGGUUAUGUCACUCGGCCACUUGCUCCAUCAUCUUUCGUAUCUUCGAUUCGGUAGUACAAUGUCUUGGUGGAUUCGUCUGAACGGCUUUCAAAAUGCCUGGUAUGAUGGCAACGAGAGACUUGCCUGAAUUGGAAGUCUGCACACAGGCCGGGAAUGUAACAAGAAUUACGUCUAACUUUUGGCAAUCUCUGCAUGAUCAUCAACGCACGGUCUCGAUCGACAAGCAAUCUACCGACCGAUUACAGUAUGCGACCUCAACUUGCCCUAUCUCCCCACAUUUCGCGCAGCGGUAUUGCGGCUUGGUCAUCUUAGCGUUACAGAAGUGCGG
Molecule: messenger RNA, 6491 nt
Organism: Mycena citricolor
Lineage: Eukaryota; Fungi; Basidiomycota; Agaricomycetes; Agaricales; Mycenaceae
Source: the annotation of a GenBank genome assembly